Cynara cardunculus var. scolymus (artichoke) is the source of this 1388-nucleotide messenger RNA. RefSeq lists its product as uncharacterized. Lineage: Eukaryota; Viridiplantae; Streptophyta; Magnoliopsida; Asterales; Asteraceae. The coding region runs from base 52 to 1248 and encodes 398 amino acids. The record is from RefSeq and is a predicted model, not a curated record. The transcript is spliced from 9 exons.
UCUUCUCCAACCCUCCCCAAAAUUGUUAUUUAUCAUAAGUUUUAGAAAAACAUGGAAGCUAUUUCAAGCUCUGCCUUCAUACCCACUUUUCAAGAGACGCGCUCUCUUAUUCAGUCGUCCCCUACCUCCUGUAGAACUAAAUUGUGCUUUCCCAAAACCGCGCUUUCCGGAUUUGGAUCUCGAAUUCUUACCGCUGUUGCUCGCCAAGUUUCAGGCGACGCCCAAGAUGAUGACCAACCACUUCUUGAGAAUGGCUUUACCUUGCUUCCUCCAUCUACUUCUCUGCUUAUGAAUGGAUACUUCAAACGGAUGCUCAAGAUUUGUAGUGAUGGCUUCUCACAUUUUCUGAAGGAUAAGUCGGAUCAAACUCAUAGCGUUGAGAAGGUUAAUAUCAUAUCAGAUAUGGUGACACCUACCACCACAAGUGGGGGAGGCACUAGGGCUGGGCUCUUCAGAACCCCAAUAUCUGGGGGCGUGCAGAGUGCUACCUCUGUUCAUGACUUGCCUAGACCAGCCUUGGCAGUACGCAAUCUGAUGGAACAGGCCAGGUUUGCUCACUUGUGCACUGUAAUGUCUCGGAUGCACCAUCGACGUGAAGGUUACCCAUUUGGUUCACUGGUAGACUUUGCACCAGAUGCAAUGGGGCAUCCAAUAUUUUCUUUUUCUCCAUUAGCUAUACACACGAGGAACUUGUUAGCUGACCCAAGGUGUACAUUGGUGGUGCAGAUACCUGGAUGGAAUGGCUUAUCAAAUGCAAGAGUUACUAUUUUUGGAGAUGUUUUUCCCCUUCCGGAAGAUCAACAGGAAUGGGCUCAUAAGCAGUAUAUAGCAAAACAUCAACAGGGGCCUUCGCAGCAAUGGGGAAACUUUUACUACUUUAGGAUGCARAAUAUAAGUGAUAUAUAUUUUAUUGGAGGUUUUGGGACAGUUGCUUGGGUUAAUGUAAAGGAAUACGAGGCUCUUCGACCUGACAAGAUUGUUGUGGAUGGAGGUGAGCAGAACCUGAAGGAGCUGAAUGCAAUAUUCUCAAAGCCCCUGAAAGAGCUGUUAUCACUGGAAACAGAGGUUGAUGAUGCGGCACUCAUAUCAAUAGACAGCAAGGGAACAGAUGUUAGAGUGCGUCAAGGGGCACAGUUUAACAUACAGAGGUUAGCAUUCGAAGAAGGUCAUGGGGUUGAAACGCUUGAGGAAGCCAAAACAGCACUGUGGAACUUUAUUCACAGAGGUCGUGGCUUGGACAAUUUUUGAGGCCAAUUGCUUUUGUUUACUAAUAGAAGUAAAUAAAAAAUAGGAAAGAAAAAGAAAGUCCAACUCCAUGUAUUCCUAAUUCCUUCUCACUGUGAAAUGUGAAUGAUGAUGAUGAUGAUGAUAUAUUACUGUUAGUUGAG